Corythoichthys intestinalis (scribbled pipefish) is the source of this 3321-nucleotide messenger RNA. It is a transcript of the gene slc25a17l, whose product is annotated as solute carrier family 25 member 17-like. Gene Ontology annotation, biological process: transport. The coding region runs from base 178 to 1122 and encodes 314 amino acids. The transcript has 9 exons. The record is from RefSeq and is a predicted model, not a curated record. Gene Ontology annotation, cellular component: peroxisomal membrane. Gene Ontology annotation, molecular function: AMP transmembrane transporter activity; FAD transmembrane transporter activity; ADP transmembrane transporter activity. NCBI's taxonomy places the organism in Eukaryota, Metazoa, Chordata, Actinopteri, Syngnathiformes, Syngnathidae.
UCAUUUGCUGAAUAUGUCAAAUUCUACUUCCUGGUUCUCUUAAUUUUUCAGUUUGCAAUGUUCACGUGAAUGUUUGACAACUUUACAAACUAUUUACCCGCAACCCAGACGGAUAAGACUCGUUAAAGUUCUUACCAGUGUUUGGUUUGCGCGCUUUGACGGGAAGAAGCUGUUAAUAUGUCCGCUAAUGGAGGCUCGCCGGUCGGCCUGUUGUCUUAUGAGACUCUGGUUCACGCUAUGGCAGGUGCAAUGGGCAGCGUGACAGCAAUGACCACCUUCUUCCCUUUGGACACAGCAAAAAGUCGACUGCAAGUUGAUGAGCGCAGAAAGUCCAAAUCCACACCAGUUAUCCUGGCUGAGAUAGCACAAGAAGAGGGCAUUCUCGCUUUGUAUCGAGGCUGGUUCCCGGUCAUCUCCAGCCUCUGCUGCUCCAACUUUGUCUACUUCUACACCUUCAACACGCUGAAAAGGCUGACGCCAACCAGGCCGCACCAGUCGAGACUCGGCAUAGACCUGCUCACGGGCAUCAUAUCAGGUGCGGUCAAUGUGAUCCUAACCACGCCCAUGUGGGUUGUCAACACUCGUCUAAAGCUUCAGGGAGCCAAAUUCAGAAAUGAGGACCUUCAUCAGACUCAGUACAGGGGCAUUUUUGAUGCAUUCUCCCAGAUCAUAGCAAAAGAGGGCGUAGGAACGCUUUGGAACGGCACUCUGCCUUCGCUCAUCCUGGUCCUCAACCCAGCUGUGCAGUUCAUGUUCUAUGAGUCCAUGAAGAGAAGGGCAGGGAAAGGAGGCAGAAAGAUAUCGUCAGCAGAAAUCUUCCUCAUUGGGGCUGUCGCCAAAGCCAUUGCUACAACCGCCACAUAUCCACUGCAGACAGUUCAAGCCAUCCUCAGGUUUGGCCAGUACAAAGGUGACGGCAAGGGCGGCCUGACUGGAAGCCUGGCAAACAUUUUCGCGUUGCUGAUGGACCGAAUUAAAAAGCACGGUGUUCUCGGUCUGUACAAAGGCUUGGAGGCUAAACUGCUCCAGACGGUGCUGACGGCCGCCCUCAUGUUUGUCGUGUACGAGAAGAUCACCGCCGCCACCUUCAAAAUUAUGGGCCUGCACAGGAAGCGAAUGUAGUCAAGUGAGUUUUGGUUUGUCGUAAACAUGAGGACGUCUCAGUGGAUGCACUCAGAGAUGGGACUGCAUAAAAAAGAAGCGGAAGAAAUGGAUUCUAUGUUUGCGUAUUUCCAUCUGGUUACUAUGUUAAACCAAAUAACGAGAUUAAAUAACAGCAAUUUUCCUCCAAUAGGGCCUGUAACCCAACCAUUCCUCAUAAGCGUUUGUAUUUUAAUGAUUAAGGUGACUAUUAAAAUUGGGUCUUAAUAGAUUGUCCUAAGACGGCGAUAGACAUACAAUUCCAUGGAAUGAUAGCUGCCAGCCCUCCCAAUUCAAAUGGAUUGGUUGGAUGUCUAUUGCCACCAAUGGCAGCCAGUAUACAGUACAGGCAAAAAGUCUGGACACACCUUCUCAUUUGUGUGUAUUCUUUAUUUUUAUGACUAUUUACAUUGUAAAAUUCUCACUGAAAGUAAUAUAACUAUGAAUGAAUACGUGUAGAAUUGUGUACAUAGCAAAAAAAAAAACUAAAAACGGAUAUUCUAGUAUCUUAAAAGUAGCUGCCCUUUGCUCUCUCACUCUUGCCAUUCUGUUGAUGAGCUUCAAGAGGGAGUCACCUAAAAUGUUUUUUUGACUACACAGGUAUGCUCUUUCAGGGUUAAUUAGUGGAAUUUAUUGCUUUAUCAAUGGGGUUGGGACCUUCAUUUGAGUUGCACUGAAUGAGGUGUGUCCAAACUUUUGGCCUGUACUUUAUAAAUUGUUAUAAAGUGUGAAGGAGGCAUUUCAAUGUCAGUGUGAGACUUACCUCUUUAACAGCACGCUGUGCCUGUGGUGAAUAUACCGCACCAGACAAUUUGCAUCACUUGGGUGCAACGUUUACAUGAAAAUAACUUCUGAUGCAUUUCUUACUUGAAGCCAUCAUCGCUUUUUUUCCCCCACAAACACUGUAUACUGUGCUAAUUCUCUGAAGUGAGUUUGCACUGUAAUCAGUAAUAAAAGUGUGAAUAAAAUCAAAUUCACUUUUCAGGUUUAUUUCAUAGCUUGCAAGCAGGAUAACACAAAUGUCUUAUUUUAGCUUACAUACUACGGCAAGUAUUUGUCCUUCACUUUAGCAUUUCAUUUACAGUGGUACCUCUACUUAUGAAAUUAAUUGGUUCUGGAAGUAUAUUCAUAAACUGAAUUGUAUAAGUAGAGACACGUUUUCCAUGUAAAUGUCUUAAUAUUUUCCAAGCCCCCCCCCAAAAUUCACACAUAAAUCUUUUGUAAAUAAUAAAAAUGCAUCAAACACAUGUUACUAUUGGAUUAUUGCACAAUAACAAUAAAAUGAGAGUUGUGCAUACCGUAAAAAUAAAACGUUAAUACACUCACGUACAGCUGACGGAACACCUGGGGCGAAUGAAGAGGAUGCUGGGAUACACACAUGCAGUAAAGUUCCCUCUUAGCUAAUUGAAUGCUAUAAGUAUGUUAAGUUCAGAAUACUCUGGGAGCUGCGAGUAGCAGCCCAUACUGUAUUUUUGCCUUUCAUAUCCUGAAAUUUCUUUUUGCAACAAAAGGCAGUAUUUUCCCAUUGAGGUGUUUUAACCUGAAAAUUCUUUAUGUAGAGACGUUCGUAAGUUGAGGUACCUCUGUUUUUUCUGCUGACAUCAAAACUAAAAUGCAGUUUAGCACGUACUGUCAAUAGUUUGAUCAUAGUGGGAGUCACAUUGAAUUCACUUAAAACAAGGUUGUUCAAACUUUUUUCAGAGGGCCGGUUUAAGACAGGGUUUAUGCGGGUCAUUAAAAAGUAUUAAAAGUCGUUAAAUGGAUUUUGUCAAAAUUCAGGCCUUAAUAAGCAUUAAACUAAAUUAGGCGUUAAAAUUUAUGCUAACUUGACAUUAAAAACUUUUUUUUUUUUUUUAAACAUCAUUACAGUUGUCCAGAGGUGGGUGGAGUAGCCAAAAUUUUUACCCAAGUAAGAGUAGUGUUACUUCAAAAUAAUAUUACUCAUAUAAAAGUAAAAGCAGUCUUCCCAAAAAAAUUACUCAAGUACAAGUAAAAAAGUAUCCAGUGAAAAGAAUACUCAAGUAAUGAGUAACAUUGUGAGUAACAUAUUUUUGUUGGAUUUUUUUUUUUUUUAAACAAUGGUAUUUUUCUCUUAGCACAAAGUUAUCUAUAUGGACUGUUAUUAUAAUGAUACUGAACAAUAACCAAUUACAUAACCACAUUAAGCCAUAAAAAAAUGGG